This is a messenger RNA of Dicrocoelium dendriticum, 674 nucleotides long. Lineage: Eukaryota; Metazoa; Platyhelminthes; Trematoda; Plagiorchiida; Dicrocoeliidae. The record is from the annotation of a GenBank genome assembly.
GACCUAAAGCACAUGAAAGACGAAAUGUUGUGUACAAGAUACGGUGUCAAGAUUGCGAUAAGAACUAUGUGGGUCAGACAGGAAGACAACUGUCUACAAGAAUACAAGAGCAUAAAAGAGCUUGUAAGAACCAUUAUGCUCUCUCACUUGUUUCAAUACAUACAGACGAAGAAGGACAUCACUUCGACUGGAACAACGCAGAAAUCCUAGCACAAGGAGAGACACAAAAAGGAAGAGAGUUCCUCGAGGCAUGGUACUCGACGAAGCACUCGAUAAACAUGCACGUCGAGAUUGACCCGGUUUACGAAACGAUAAGACGGAGAGAAUUAAAACAACUUAAAAACCGUCGAAAGCAGUUAACAGACCCGUUAAUAACACAGCAGCAACAACCGGGACAAAACCAUCCUAUGGAACGUCCAUAUUCACCAGAGAAGCUGGGUAGACGAAUGGUCACGGGGCACAGAUUGAGAGAGCCAAUUCAAAAGUCACUUGCUAAUCAAUCACAAAUCGACGGCCAAACCAGCGGAUUACGUUUGACCCUACAGCGCACUGAGGAAGUCACCUCGCAUGGUGAUGAAACGUCUGCAUACCAAUUACGAAGCUCGGCGAACAAUUGAACCCAAGAACGAUCAACCCGGGCUACCUGUACAUAAAGUCAUUUUAAACUUGGUGUU